Antechinus flavipes (yellow-footed antechinus) is the source of this 7091-nucleotide messenger RNA. RefSeq names its product TBC1 domain family member 9B (gene TBC1D9B). NCBI's taxonomy places the organism in Eukaryota, Metazoa, Chordata, Mammalia, Dasyuromorphia, Dasyuridae. The record is from RefSeq and is a predicted model, not a curated record. The coding region runs from base 2291 to 5617 and encodes 1108 amino acids. Gene Ontology annotation, molecular function: calcium ion binding. The transcript has 21 exons.
UGAACGUUUACAUACCAAGUCUCUCAAGUCCAGUAGCUAAAAAAAAUGGAGAGAGGAUGGCAUGCAUGAGAGCAGAGCUGCUCUCAGUAAGAAUUUUAGACACUUGGAGCUUCUGCUAACAUAUAUAUACUUCAGAACAUGUGACUGUCUUCUUGCUUCAGCAAAUAGAGGCACCAGAGCCAUCAGGAUCGGUAACCUUCUUGAAUCUGUAAAUGCCAUCUCAGUAGACUUUGGUCAUUUUAGAGUUUUUGUUCUAAUCAGUUCCUUAAUAUUUUACUUUUGCUCAUCCCUAGAGAAUAACUCCAAGCCUUUGAUAGAAAAUGAAGUAGAAAUUCUAUAGUUUAGAUGUAGCAUGUCUGGGCUUACUUCUCUUAGAAAUCAUGUAUAUGAAGGAUACAAAUCAUCAUAAGUCAUCAGCAUUCUUAUACAUCACUAACAAAACCCAACAGUUACGAGUUACAAAGAGAAAUUCCAUUUAAAGUAACUACUGAUUGUAUAAAAUAUUUAGGAAUCUAUCUGCCAAGGGAAAAUCAGAAACUUUAUGAGCAAAACUACAAAACACUUUCCACACAAAUUAAGUCUGAUCUAACCAGUGGAAAAAUAUUAAAUGCUCUUGGGCGAGCAAAUAUAAUAAAGAUGACCAUACUACCUAAACUAAUCUAUUUAUUUAGCGCUAUACCAAUCAGACUCCCAAAAAACUAUUUUGAUGACCUUGAAAAAAUAACAACAAAGUUCAUAUGGAAAAACAAAAGGUCAAGAAUUUCAAGGGAAUUAAUGGAAAAAAAAAAUCAAAUGAAGGUGGCCUAGCUGUACCAGACCUAAAAUUAUAUUAUAAAGCAGCAGUUACUAAAACCAUCUGGUAUUGGCUAAGAAAUAGACUAGUUGAUCAAUGGAAUAGGUUAGGUUCAAAGGACAAAACAGCCAAUAACUUUAAUAAUCUAGUGUUUGACAAACCCAAAGACCCCAGUUUUUGGGAUAAGAACACAUUAUUUGACAAAAAUUGAUGGGAAAAUUGGAAAUUAGUAUGGCAGAAACUAGGCAUUGACCCACACUUAACACCAUACACCAAAAUAAAGUCAAAGUGGGUUCAUGACCUAGGCAUAAAGAAUGAGAUUAUAAAUAAAUUGGAAGAGCAUAGGAUAGUUUACCUCUCAGAUUUGUGGAAGAGGGAGGAAUUUAUGACCAAAGAAGAACUAGAGAUCACUAUUGACCACAAAAUAGAAAAUUUGGUUAUAUCAAAUUGAAAAGGUUUUGUACAAACAAAACAAAUGCAGACAAGAUUAGAAGGGAAACAAUAAACUGGGAAGACAUUUUUACUGUCAAAGGUUCUGAUAAAGGCCUCAUUUCUAAAAUAUAUAGAGACCUGACUCUAAUUUAUAAGAAAUCAAGCCAUUCUCCAAUUGAUAAAUGGUCAAAGGAUAUGAACAGACAAUUCUCAGACGAAGAAAUUGAAACUAUUUAUAGCCGUAUGAAAAUAUGCUCCAAAUCAUUAUUAAUCAGAGAAAUGCAAAUUAAGACAACUCUGAGAUACCACUACACACCUGUCAGAUUGGCUAGAGUGACAGGGAAAGAUAAUGGGGAAUGUUGGAGGGGAUGUGGGAAAACAGGGACACUGUUGAAUACAUCCAGCCAUUCUGGAGAGCAAUUUGGAACUAUGCUCAAAAAGUUAUCAAACUCUGCAUACCCUUUGAUCCAGCAGUGUUUCUACUGGGCUUAUACCCCAAAGAGAUACUAAAGAAGGGAAAGGGUCCUGUAUGUGCCAAAAUGUUUGUGGCAGCCCUGUUUGUAGUGGCUAGAAGCUGGAAAAUGAAUGGGUGCCCAUCAAUUGGAGAAUGGUUGAGUAAAUUGUGAUAUAUGAAUGUUAUGGAAUAUUAUUGUUCUGUAAGGAAUGACCAGCAGGAUGAAUACAGAGAGGACUGGCGAGACUUACAUGAACUGAUGCUAAGUGAAAUGAGCAGAACCAGGAGAUCAUUAUAUACCUCAACAACGAUACUGUAAAAAAUUACCCUGGCAUGAGUUCUGUCAAUAAGAAGUUUAAAAAAAAAAAAAAAAAAAAAGACUGAUUGACAACCAGAAUGGAGAAAAAUGAGGUUCAUCCCGUAAAGAGAUCACAAAACAUUGGGAAUGGCUGGAAAAUAACUUGCUACAGACAUUGUCCAUCUUUGAAAAUGAAGAAGACAUCACUACCUUUGUCAAGGGCAAGAUACAUGGUAUCAUUGCUGAAGAAAACAAGAACCUGCAGCCUCAGGGAGAUGAGGAUCCAGGAAAAUUCAAAGAAGCAGAACUAAAGAUGCGGAAACAGUUUGGAAUGCCUGAAGUGGAAAAGCUGGUCAAUUACUAUUCCUGUAGUUACUGGAAAGGACGGGUACCCAGGCAGGGAUGGUUGUACCUUACUGUCAACCACCUUUGUUUCUACUCCUUCCUUUUGGGCAAAGAAGUAACCCUGGUGGUCCAGUGGGUGGAUGUAACUGAAUUGGAGAAGAAUGCUACCCUGCUGUUCCCUGAGUGCAUCAAAGUUAACACCAGGGAUAAGGAGCUGUACUUCUCCAUGUUCCUCAAUAUCAAUGAGACCUUCAAGCUUAUGGAGCAAUUGGCCAAUAUUGCCAUGCGACAGCUGCUGGACAAUGAAGGCUUCCUGGAGGACAAAUCCCUCCCCAAGCCUGUCAGGCCUCUUAAAAACAUCUCAGCCUUAAAAAGAGACCUAGAUGCCAGAGCCAAAAAUGAAUGCUACCGGGCAACUUUCCGGUUGCCAAAGGAUGAACGACUAGAUGGACACACUGACUGUACCUUGUGGACCCCAUUCAACAAGAUGCAUAUCCCUGGCCAGAUGUUCAUCUCCAACAAUUAUAUUUGCUUUGCCAGUAAAGAAGAAGAGGCAUGUUAUCUCAUAAUACCACUGAGAGAGGUGACAGUGGUUGAAAAAGCUGACAGCUCCAGCGUGUUGCCGAGCCCAUUAUCUAUUAGCACCAAAAGUAAAAUGACCUUCUUGUUUGCCAAUUUGAAAGACCGAGAUUUUUUGGUCCAAAGAAUCUCAGACUUCCUUCAGAAAACAUCAGCUAAGAAGCCACAUGCAGGCAGCAGAGAAAAGGCUGGAGUCACAGAUUCAGCACGAGGGGAGGAAAGUGAUCUGCCUGCCAGCCCAUCCUCUACUCUCAGCAGUCAACUGACCUCCUUUUUGGAGGAGGCUCCAACUGCUUCUCAUGGACUUCUCAAACUUUUUCAAAAAAACUCAUCCACAGAGGUUCUUGGACCAAAGGGGGCAAAAGAGAAGAUGAAAGAAGAAUCUUGGAACAUUCACUUCUUUGAGUAUGGACGUGGCAUGUGCAUGUAUCGGACAGCAAAGACCCGGGAGCUGGUCUUAAAGGGUAUCCCUGAGAGCCUCCGUGGAGAACUCUGGCUCCUGUUCUCAGGAGCCUGGAAUGAAAUGGUGACCCACCCUGGAUACUAUGCUGAGCUGGUGGAGAAAUCCAUGGGCAAACAAAGUCUUGCCGCCGAGGAAAUUGAGAGAGAUCUACAUCGUUCCAUGCCUGAACAUCCAGCCUUCCAGAAUGCAAUGGGCAUUGCUGCCCUUCGCCGGGUGCUCACAGCAUAUGCUUUCCGAAAUCCAACAAUUGGAUACUGCCAGGCUAUGAACAUUGUGACAUCGGUGCUGCUUUUGUACGGCAAUGAGGAAGAGGCUUUUUGGCUGCUGGUGGCACUCUGCGAGCGGAUGCUUCCCGACUACUACAACACUAGGGUGGUAGGUGCACUUGUGGACCAAGGCAUCUUUGAGGAACUCACAAGGGAAUUCUUGCCUCAGCUCUCUGAGAAGAUGCAGGACCUAGGUGUUAUUUCCACUAUCUCCCUCUCCUGGUUUCUUACUCUCUUCCUCAGUGUCAUGCCUUUUGAAAGUGCUGUGGUCAUUGUUGACUGUUUCUUCUAUGAGGGGAUCAAGCUUAUUUUGCAAGUCUCCUUGGCCAUCCUGGAUGCCAACAUGGAACAGCUGUUGAAUUGCAGCGAUGAAGGUGAAGCCAUGACAGUUCUGGGCAGAUACCUGGAUAAUGUGGUGAAUAAACAAAGUGUUUCUCCACCUAUCCCACACCUACAUGCCUUACUCACCAGUGGAGAUGAGCCUCCUCCUGAGAUUGAUAUUUUUGAACUCUUGAAAACAUCCUAUGAGAAAUUUAGCAGUUUAAGAGGAGAGGAUAUUGAACAAAUGCGGUUUAAGCAAAGACUUAAAGUCAUUCAGUCCUUGGAAGACACAGCAAAAAGGAGUGUGGUCCGAGCUAUAUCUAGUGAUAUUGGCUUUUCCAUGGAAGAGUUAGAAGAGCUUUAUAUGGUGUUUAAGGCCAAAUACUUAAUGAGCUGUUACUGGGGCAAUAACCGCAUGGUAGCCAUUCACCGGGACCAGAGCCUCCCUUAUCUGGAGCAGUACAGAAUCGAUGGAAACCAAUUCAGGGAACUCUUUAUCAGCUUGACUCCUUGGACCUGUGGCUCUCACACUUCAGUGCUAGCUGGACGGAUGUUCAGACUUCUAGAUGAAAACAAAGACUCUCUCAUUAACUUCAAGGAAUUUGUGACUGGGAUGAGUGGAAUGUAUCAUGGGGACCUAACAGAGAAGCUUAAAGUUCUUUACAAGCUACAUCUUCCUCCAGCCCUGAGCACCGAGGAAGCAGAAUCGGCUCUGGAGGCAGCACAGUACUUCCCAGAAGACCUCUCUGCAGAAGUAUCUCCUUUUGUCUCAGACCUGGAUCUCUUCCUGCACUGUGAGACUCCAGAAGCAGCAUCUCCUGAAGAAGGAAAUAAAAAUGGAGACUUCAAAGAUAAAAGAGAAGAGAAGGGGGCCAGCUCCCCAGACUACAGAUACUACCUUCAAAUGUGGGCCAAUGAGAAAGAGUCCAAGAAAGAAACUAUUAAGGAUCUUCCCAAAAUGAGCCAGGAGCAAUUUAUUGAAUUGUGCAAGACGCUUUAUAAUAUGUUCAGCGAGGACCCAGUAGAACAGGAGCUGUAUCAUGCCAUCGCCACUGUGGCCAGCCUCCUUCUCCGCAUUGGAGAGGUUGGCAAGAAAUUCUCUGGCCGGCCCCACAAAAAACCAGAGGGUAACUCGGCCACCAGCAAUGACCAGGACUUGACAAGUGAGGAAGAGUCCCUCCCUUCAGAACACAAGCAGAGCUCAGCUGGGGAGCAGCAUUCCCCUAUGGACCCAGAACAUAGAGCUGGGGGAGACAUGCACUCUGGAAAGACGCUGCGGGAGAAUCAGCUUGUAAGUGAGGAAGGGCGAGGAGAAGGGCAGGGAUCUCCCUCUCAGCUGCUAUCAGACGACGAAACCAAAGACGACAUGUCUAUGUCUUCCUACUCCAUGGUGAGCACCAGCUCCCUGCAGUGUGAGGACAUUGCCGAUGACACAGUGCUAGUGGGCUGUGAAGCAGGCAGCCCUGCCUCCAGGUACGGCAGCACCAUUGAUACUGAUUGGUCCAUAUCCUUCGAGCAGAUCUUGGCUUCUAUAUUGACGGAGACUGCACUGGUGAACUUCUUUGAGAAAAAGGUGGAUAUUGGCCUGAAGAUCAAGGAUCAGAAGAAGAUGGAAAGGCAGUUCAGUUCAUCCAGUGACUAUGAACUCUCCUCCAUUUCAGGGUGACCCUCAUAUAAAUGAAAAGCAAAAUUUUAGAAGGUAAAUGAGUGAGAAUUGGACCACUGUGGCACAAGAUUGGAGAAUUUUUUUUUAAUUUUAACAGACAAGCCCAGAAUUCUCCAUAGCAUCAGUGAUAAGCAUAAUUGAAGGGAGAGCCUUUCCCAGGUGGCUAAGGAAUAUAGAUAGAUACCUUGCUUCUCUAGCCAAAAUUAUUUGAGGCACAGAGGGGCAAAACUGUUGUAAUCUUAUUGCUAUCAGAAACUCCUGGUGCCCACGGCUCUGAGAACCACACAGUAAAUUAUGCAUGUCUGCCUCUGCUUGUAUAGUUUUCAGGAGUUAUUAUUAAAGCAGUGUUUGUUUGGGGCGCAGCUGCCCUCUCUGUACCCUGCCUUCUCAGGCUCCUAGGUGACUGCACAGAGGAGACAGCCUCGCAGGAAACCGUCCCCUCCCUUGGCUGCCCGCCUCUGAGCUGCCACACUAUGUAAACGCCACAGGGCCUGCUCUCUGAGGACAGACUCCCAGGACCACUGCUGUAAUGCAGCAAGCCUGCUCUAGUUCACUUGUCCCUGUGCUGCAGGUUCCUGGUUUCCGUGACCCACAGGCACAGCUCUGGCUGUGCUGUCACUUGGCCUUUUGCCAGGAGAUAGGUUUUGGGUUUAACCCUUCAUAUGUGAGUUAGGUGCUAAAAUCGUCCAUCCCUUCAGGGGGCUCUGUAGGGAGGGCAGAGUUCACCAGGGUGAAGCCUGGAAGGAUUUCUUAGAGCAGGCCUCCAACCUGGGGGAACAAGCAGUCAUAAUUACUGUUACUUUCACUAUUAUCCUUUUCAUUUCUUUUACUAUUAACAUUUAAAAGAGCACCAGAUAUUCUUGGCAUAUCUUAUUUUAGUCAUUUAAGUUUGCUUCAAAGUGAAUCACUAUUCAGUGCCUACCUUAUAAUAUGCCCUGAAAGGAGAGUGCUCUUCCUCCCAGUAUGUGAUACAGAAGCCCAGGGCCAGUAUGCUUCAGCAGCUUCCAGAGCAAUGUUCAAAAAGGCGACUUCUCAGAAGCCGCUGGUAACAAAGCGCACUGCAAAAGGAGCCUCUGCCCUGUCAGCCCCUCUUGGGGAGUGAGAAGUUCUGCAGGUACCUGACAUGGGCUCAAGAGGAGGGGCUUACAUAGGCUUCUCCUAAGCCCUUCAGGCUAAGACUUGGUCUGUCUUACUUAGAAGAAAGGGACAGACCUUCCACAAAGCCAGGCAUGGAGUGAGAGGAAAGAGUCUGUGCUCUGGUUAACCCAGUACAAAAGAUACCCAUGGGAGGAAGUUUUAAAAGGCAGGAAAAAAGUUUUCAGCGUAGGGCCUUCUGUAGCCUUUCACCUGAGAGGGAUGCCACGUCCUUAGCUUCUUACUUCUGCCUCCUCAGCUGUGGCUAGAAACCCUCCUGCUUUUUACUAAAUGUUGUAACUUAUUGUAAUUGAUUUUAAAAUAAAAAUACUCUACAUGA